Molecule: messenger RNA, 8715 nt
Organism: Aedes aegypti (yellow fever mosquito)
Lineage: Eukaryota; Metazoa; Arthropoda; Insecta; Diptera; Culicidae
Gene: unc-13
Product: protein unc-13 homolog B
Exons: 25
Coding region: 1380-8453 (2357 amino acids)
Biological process (GO): synaptic transmission, glutamatergic; presynaptic dense core vesicle exocytosis; neuromuscular junction development
Cellular component (GO): presynaptic active zone cytoplasmic component; neuromuscular junction; plasma membrane
Molecular function (GO): calmodulin binding; syntaxin-1 binding; diacylglycerol binding
Source: RefSeq, a predicted model, not a curated record
CCGUAGAAGCAGAAGCAGAAUCAGCACCGUGGAUUGAUCCAGGAAGUGUCCCGCAAACAUACAUUCUAAACGCGUCCGCCGAGAAAGACAGGCCACUUCUUCAGUCCGCAAACGGAACGCAUCGGUUCGGUGCUCGUGCUUCGUGAAAAUAGUCACUGUUUGGGGUGUGGAUGUGUCUGUGUGUGAGCGCGAGUGUGGGUCUGUGAAGUGAAAACCAGUCGUGACGGAGGAGGAGGAGGAGCAGUAGUAGGAAAAGUCCCACAUUUUCCCUAAAGUCGGAGCCAGGGCGGCCGCAGCCAUCCCGAGAAUUGAUUUUUCUUGUUCCUGUUUCCCGUGGAAAAUCGGUUCCCUGUUUGUUCCCGAUUGUUCGAUUUUGGUGUGUGCGGAUAGGGCCGUCUCGGAAAAAAAGGAGGCUCGCUACCGUGUGGGAUUGCCUUUGCUAAUACUGAGAGUGCCUGUAGGGGAUGGAUCUGUGGAAAAUCGCCUUUUCAUAGAAGCAGCGACGAAACGAGAAGAGCGGGACGAAUAUUUUUUUAGGGAGCCGUGUGUGAGUAGAGCGUCAAGAAUCGAAGAAGCGCGUCAAGUGGUGCGGUCGAGUGCAAAGCCUACUACUGCCAGCCCUUCCCGAUCGUAGUAGGCGAGAAAAACUAACAAAAGUCUUGUAGCGAAUUUUUUGUGUUACGAAGUUGUUAUUUUUUGUUGCUCAAACAACCAAAUGCGUGCUUUAUUUCGGUGUUCGAGUGUGUGAAAAAAACGCGUGUGUGAGGAAUAAGGCGAAAUCGAAGAGGAAGAAGAGAGGAGCCUAGGAAUCGUUACCAGAGUGGACAGGGUUGGAAAAGUGGCGGGGCAGAACGGACAGCAGCAGGCAGUGCGGAUCGAUUGCCAAAGGAUUAACGUACUACACCACCACCACAAGGGAAGACCGGGAGGCAGGGAAGGCGGAAGAGCUGGAGGACGAAGCAGAGGACGAGGAGGAGGAGACGGUUCCCGAGUUGGACGCAAAAACGGAGCACUUUUGCCCCAGACGACAGGAGCACGGGCAGGAACAGCAGGAGAAUCACCAGGAGUGCUGUUAUGCCUUGUUACGCCUGAACCAAAAUAUUUACCCGCAUAUCUCUGGUGGAUUGCAGUGCUGCUUCGGACGAGGACAUCCAACGGACCAGCAACAGCAAGAAGGCGGCCACCUUGUGGCAGGACCCGCACCGGACGAAUUCCUCCAAGUGGGGUGGUCGUCCGGGUAUAGAGAAGACGAAGGAGCAACGGCAGCGGCUGCAGCCUCGACAGCACAAACGACAAGAUAUAGCAGCCGCCAGCCGUCGCCGCACUUCAGUGCCUACUUUGAUCCCACGGCUUCCCGAUACUGUGCCGCCGACGCCACCAUGGACGAAAACGAGGUGAUGGCGGCGUACCUGUGGAGCAAGCAGUCCCAGGACCUCUAUGCUAGCCAUGGACUCAAGGAUCUGCACCAUUUGCAUCAGGACUUCAUCAUCAACGACUACACCGAUAAGAUCGCCACCAACAUCGAUCUGCUCGAUACGGAGCUCAAGUUCGCUUGGGCUGCCCUCAAUCUCCUGAACGAGGAGUACAACAAGAUGGCGGAGAAGGUGUUCAAGUUGCAGUCGUUGAACCUGUCCCAGCAGCGUAUCGUGCAGAACCUGCAGUACAUGGAGGAGCACCGGAAGGCCUACCUGGAUAUGAUUCCCGAGUACGCCAAGCAUCAUGAAUUCUCGCUGCAAGAGCAGUCACGACUUCAAGAAGAGCUGCAGUACCGGGAUUGUAUCGACGAGGCCUAUCUGCAGCACCAGCAGCAGCAGCAAAUGCCGCCUUAUCCGCCGUACGAUCUUGGAUGGCGAUACGACCCGGCGACGAUGCCUGAAGAAAUGGCCAUUCACGAUCCGGACUACUGGCUGAUGCGGAGGAACCUGUCCAACAUUCCCGAAGAACAGCUGGCCCAAGUUCAAGCCCCGCCUCGAUACCCGCAGCAGAUCUCCACCAAUCCCUUCCUCCAAUCGAUGGAAGCCGCAAACGGAGGAAUACUUCGGGAGAUCGAACCGGCUAGCGAUGCUGCGAUGAUCGAAGAGCAACUCAGGGCCUCUUUCUUGAACCAUUCCCAGCAGCUGGAGUUAGAGUACGGAUCACCGAUGGCCAAACAGUUCGUUGCCGAGCGGAUCGAGAAGCUCAGAGACGACGACGUGAAGCAACUGAUCACGCGGGUGCUAGAUGACGAAGAUGUGGCGUCGCUGAGCAGCGAGGAGGUCGAGAAGGUUAGAACGUUCAUGGCGAAGAACUGCAGCGAUUUGCGAGAGGUGUUUGCGGAGGAGUUUUCACCACUGGCCCGGGAUACCAAGGGUGGAGAGAAGUUGAUUCUGCAGAACAAGCAAAGUGGCGUCAGUCCGAAGAAGGAGUUCAACAAGUACAUCCAUCUACCGAACGCCGAAGGAAUAGCAUCGUUGAACAACGACGAUCUGCUAACGGUGGACAACGGGACAAUCAGCAUCCAGGAUAGCAACGGAACCAUCGACAACGAAUUUAAGCUCAAUCUGAACAUGGUCCAUCCAGCGAAUGGGUUUGGAGGUGUUUCGCCAAAGAAGUUGAUAGAAUUUUCACCUUUCGGGAUGCAAAAGUGUAUGUUGCGGGAGACGAAGGAGAGUAACGUUUUUCCGGAGAGUAUGCUGAACAAACCGAGUUUCGCAGACUUGAUGAACAGUAAGCCGUGUGCGGAGACUGCGAUGACCUUUACAAACUUGAAUGGGGAAACGGAAUCGAUAUUUAGCCAAAGUUUUAAGGAAGCGGUAGAAGCGAAGCUAGCUGGACAAGCCGUACAAAUGGCUGGUAUUAUGAUUAACCAGGGUGAACAGCUUCCACCGUUUCCGGCUGUGCCAUUAAAACCGAACAUUAGUGAAGCUCUGGAAACGGCUGCUACGAAUGGAGCCAUCGAGCCCAGGCGACCAAGUGUUACGGAAGCGGGUACCGUAUUGAUAACCCCGGAAGCUCGCCGACCAAGCAUAGUAGACCAAGUACUCCCAUCAUUAGCUAGGAAACCAAGUAUAACGACCGUCUCGGACAUACCACGAAAGCCGAGCGUUACGGAAGCCUACGAACCAUCAAUGUUUGCAACGGUUCCUCGAAGGCCAAGCGCAAUCGAACCGAGCGAAUCCUCAUCGAUCUUCCAACCAAUUGCAAGAAAGCCAAGUGUAACGGAAACUGCCUCGAGCCCUCCGAUGUUCACACCACUACCAGGGCAAACCACCAUCACCGAUACCCCGGAAAUGCAAGCGAUCUAUGAGUCGUUGUCGCGAAAAUCUAGUUUACCGACCUUAGGUGACUUCUUCCCGUCGCUGGACAUCACCGACUCUGGUUUCGCUGACUCUACCGACGGAAUGUCCCUGUUUCCAACUAUUCCGUUGAAUCUGUCGACGUCGGACGCACCCGUUAGUUUACCGGAUUUCUCUACCCUAUCGACGAUUUCCAACAUUCCGGAAACAUCGGAAGCGUCCUCGUUCGUUAUGUCUAUGAACUCGUCCGGAUUCAGCGAAGCAUCGGACAGUAUCACGCUUCCACCGAUAGUAGCUACAGCCGAAUCGAGCACGACUGCCGUAAUAUCAGCCCAGCUGUCAAAUCAACUCAAUCAAACCACCGCAGCCAUAUCGAAGGAAGUCCUCCUACCGCCGGAGAAGAUAUCUUUACCACCCAUAUCAGCAGCUCCCGCAACGAUAGCUGCCCUAGCGGAUAGCAAACCGAUCGCCCAAGCGACAGCACCUCCCCCUUCGACCGUUCCAACAUCAACCACUUCGAUCACUGCGGAUGUGAUGAAGUCGGUGAAACCCAUUGUUAGUCAAGCGCCUACAACGUCCUCUCCAGUCGCAACCCAAGCCCAAGUUAAACCGGUACAGACAACGGCAUCAGCGCCUGUCCCCGUUUCCACUUCAGCUCCGGCACCAGCACCAACACCAGCUCCUGCGCCUAUUCAGAAGCCACCCUCUCAACCCCAGCAACCGCCACAACCGGAAUCCAAGGGCAGUGGCUUCUUUCAAACCUCCACCGCCAACACCAACCUCUUCGGGGGCUUCUUCACCAAAGUCAACAAGAACCUCGCACAUCAGGACAGUUCCGACAGUCUAAUCAGCGCCAAAUCCAAAGCGUUCUUCGCCACCAUGAAAAGCUCCUUCUCGCUCGACUCCAGCAAGCAAUCCGUUGACGAACCGUCGCAACAGCAGCCACCUCCAUCGCAGCAGCAGGUUCCUCCGCAGACGACGCCACCUUCGACGGCCACGUCCACCUCGAGUGCCGGCGGCCACCAGCAGGUAUCGCCACCGGCCGCAGCAGAAGAAACAACCACCAUCACCACUACUCCACCCCUACAAUCUCCAGCAGAUGUAGCGCAGGGUCAGUACCUGCACGAACAGAAGGAGUUUUCCCCCUUGCAAGAACAGUUCCCGAGCGGCGAGCAUGAACAGUCCCCGUACGGAGCGGGUUCGGAGUUUCCGACACUCAACGACUACAGCAGCACAACGCCGAACGCACAACAGGAACAGCCGUACCCGGGAGACGAACUGCAAGGGAUGAUCGAAGUCGACGGUGAAGUGCCGAGCAUGCCGAUGCAGCGGAAGCAGAGCUUGUUUCGUGCACAGGGAAGUGAAGGAUCGAUGGAUGGUGAAGGUGGUAGCAAGUGGAAACUGCUCAAAACGUUGAAGGAGAAGCGAAUCGAGGAGAAACAGAAGGUAGCGGAUGCUGGCGUCGAGGAAGAGGAACCGGGUCUGUUCAAGAAGGUCGACGUAGGUGGUAAGGAAGAACCGGAGAAGCGCAACGGAACUAACGAGAGUGGACGAGGAAAUGGAGUGGGAGACAAUACUUUUUACAGCAACAUCGACAGUAUGCCGGAUAUUCGUCCCCGGCGGAAGUCGAUCCCAUUGGUGUCGGAAUUGGUCCUAAAAACGAUGUUGGCUACGAAACGCCAAGCAGCUGGACUUACAUCGGUUGUACGGGCCACCUUGAAUGACGAAGAACUGAAAAUGCAUGUCUACAAGAAGGCCCUACAGGCGUUGAUCUACCCGAUCUCGUCGACAACCCCGCACAACUUCGUCCUGUGGACGGCAACUUCCCCGACGUACUGUUACGAGUGCGAAGGACUGCUGUGGGGUAUCGCCCGCCAAGGUGUCAGAUGUACGGAAUGUGCCGUCAAGUGCCACGAGAAGUGCAAGGACCUGUUGAACGCCGAUUGCCUACAGAUGUGCUUUGCGGGUGCUUCCGAGAAGAGUUCCAAGCAUGGUGCCGCCGAAGAUAAGGCAAAUUCUGUGAUCGCAGCGAUGAAGGAACGGAUGAAGCAACGGGAACGGGACCACCCGGAGAUCUUCGAGGUGAUCCGGAAGGUGUUCAACGUGGAGGAGAAGAGCCACGCAGGUCACAUGAAGGCGAUCAAGCAGAGCGUACUGGACGGUACGAGCAAGUGGUCUGCCAAGAUCGGCAUCACUGUGAUCUGCGCUCAGGGUUUGAUCGCGAAGGACAAGAGCGGUACCAGCGAUCCGUACGUUACCGUUCAGGUCAGCAAGGUCAAGAAGCGAACGCGCACGAUGCCGCAGGAGCUGAACCCGGUGUGGAAUGAGAAGUUUAACUUUGAGUGCCACAAUUCUUCCGAUCGUAUCAAGGUCCGCGUCUGGGACGAGGACAACGAUCUGAAGUCGAAACUGCGCCAGAAGUUGACCCGCGAAUCGGACGACUUUCUGGGACAGACAAUCAUCGAGGUGCGAACGCUUUCGGGCGAGAUGGACGUGUGGUACAAUCUGGAGAAGCGAACGGACAAAUCAGCGGUGUCGGGUGCGAUUCGGUUGCACAUUUCGGUGGAAAUCAAGGGCGAGGAGAAGGUCGCUCCGUACCACGUGCAGUACACCUGUCUGCACGAGAACGUGUUCCACUAUCUGUGCGAAGAGGCAAUGGGGCAGGUCAAUCUUCCGCAAACAAAAGGCGACGAAGGGUGGAAGAUCUACUUUGACGAGACGCCCGAGGAGAUAGUGGACGAGUUCGCCAUGCGGUAUGGCAUCGAGAACAUCUACCAGGCCAUGACGCACUUCCAUUGCCUAUCGACCAAGUACCUGUGCGCGGGCGUCCCGGCAGUGAUGAGUACCUUACUAGCGAACAUUAACGCUUACUACGCACACACGACGGCUUCGACCGCUGUAUCGGCCAGCGAUCGCUUCGCUGCUAGCAACUUUGGCAAGGAGAAAUUCGUUAAACUACUUGACCAGCUGCACAACUCUCUCCGUAUUGAUCUAUCGAUGUAUCGCAACAACUUCCCCGCUUCCAGCCAAGAGAAACUGAUGGAUCUCAAGUCCACGGUCGAUCUGCUAACCAGUAUUACAUUUUUCCGCAUGAAGGUGCAAGAAUUGUCGAGCCCACCUAGAGCUAGUACUGUAGUUAAGGACUGCGUUAAGGCUUGUCUACGCUCAACGUAUCAGUUUUUGUUCGAGAAUUGUUAUGAGUUGUAUAAUCGAGAAUUUCAGGUCGACCCCAACGAAGCGAAACGUGAGGGCGAAGACCAUGGACCAAAAUUAGAGAAUGUUGACUUUUGGCACAAACUAAUCGCACUUAUCGUAUCAGUAAUAGAGGAAGAUAAGAAUAGUUAUAGCGCAGUGCUUAAUCAAUUUCCACAGGAGCUUAAUAUAGGGCAGGUCUCGGCUGCAACGAUGUGGAGUCUGUUCGCAAUAGAUAUGAAGUACGCACUGGAAGAGCACGAACAGCACCGCCUGUGUAAAUCAUCCGCCUACAUGAACCUGCACUUCAAGGUCAAGUGGCUGUAUACGAACUACGUAAAGGAGGUACCGCCGUACAAGGGCGCCGUGCCGGAGUACCCGGCCUGGUUCGAGCCGUUUGUAAUGCAGUGGCUCAACGAGAACGACGACGUAUCGCUUGAGUACCUGCAUGGUGCCUUCAAGCGUGACAAGAAGGACGGGUUCCAAAAGAGCAGUGAGCACGCACUGUUCUCCAACUCGGUCGUGGACGUGUUCACACAGUUAACGCAGUGCUUCGAUGUAGUUAGCAAACUGGACUGCCCGGAUCCGGAGAUCUGGAAGCGGUACAUGCGACGAUUCGCCAAAACUAUUGUGAAAGUGUUGCUCGCUUACGUAGAUAUAGUAAAAACCGAAUUUCCCGAUAUCAUGCAUGAGGAGAGGACGGCUUGUAUUCUGAUGAACAAUAUCCAACAACUUCGGGUCCAAUUGGAGAAGAUGUUCGAUUCGAUGGGUGGUGACAAGCUGGAGGAAGAUGCGGCCAACAUCUUGAAGGAACUGCAGCAGAAUCUAAACACCGCAUUAGACGAUCUGGCUACGCAGUUCGCCGUCAGCUUGGAACCACGCAUAACCGGUAGCGUACGGGAACUGGGAGAUCUGCUGCAGCAAGUCAAGCAGCAGACUUCCCUGUUCCACGCACCACCCACCGACGAUGCCAACAUAAUCGCCAUGGAGGCGGACGAAGUCCUUCGGCCGCUGAUGGAUCUGCUGGACGGAUCGCUCUCAAUGUACGCCCAAUCAUGCGAGAAGACUGUGCUCAAGCGAUUGCUCAAGGAACUGUGGAAGAUUGUCAUCCGGACGCUGGAGAAGACCAUCGUGCUGCCGCCGAUGACGGACCGAACGAUGGUCUUCAAACAUCUCACGGACAACGCCAAGAACCUGGCGGCCAACGCCAAGAUCGAAGACAUGUCCAGGCUGUUCAAGAAUCACGUGGCAGGCAAGUCGGACGCCAAGAACGUACUCAGCGGGGUGAUGGAUAUUUCCAAGGAGGUCCGUCCAAAUAUCGAAAAGAAUCUCUCGCCGAAGCAGUGCGCCGUUCUUGAAGUGGCCCUUGACACCAUCCAGCAGUACUUCCACGCCGGUGGCAAUGGACUGAAGAAGCCGUUCCUGGAGAAAUCGCCCGAGCUGCAGAGCCUGAAGUACGCUCUGAGUCUGUACACGCAGACGACGGAUACGCUGAUCAAGUCGUUCGUCUCCGGACAAGGGGCAUCGGAAGAGGGUGGAAUCAACCAUGACGAUGCUUCCGUCGGGGAGGUUUCGAUUCAAAUCGACGUCUCGUCCAAUCCGGAGAACGGCGAACAGAAGAUAUCCGUCAAAGUAAUCGCCGCCAACGAUCUGAAGUGGACCGUCCCGUCCGGAAUGUUCCGGCCGUUCAUCGAGGUGAACCUGAUCGGGCCGCACCUGAACGACCGGAAGCGCAAGUUCGCCACCAAAUCCAAAUCCAACAACUGGUCACCGAAGUACAAUGAGUCGUUCCAUUUCAUCAUUGGCAACGAGGAGCAGUUGGAGUUCUUCGAGUUGCACAUCUGCGUCAAAGAUUACUGCUUUGCUCGUGAGGAUCGCCUGGUGGGGGUCGCAAUCCUGAAGCUGAAGGACGUAGUCGAUCAGGUAUGGGGAUGGGCGAUUGUUGGGAUCAUUUUUCUGUUGUUGGAAUGUUCGGGAUUUGAGUGAGUGAGAUGGAUGUCGAAAACGUGGAAGAAUACCAUUGGCUGCCCUUUUCCCGGUGGUAAGUCAGGAGGGGCAGAAGUUUACUUUCAGGUUAGCUUGGGGAGUGACGAGGUGAAGUUCUGAAGGUUUUGAGGUGAGUAUGAUGGCCAUCUACUAACUCUACAGAUUUAUAUUUCGUUGCAAGCAUACCUACAGGUGGAAUGAGGGCUCUCCAUAGUGAUCUUCAACAAGUGAACACGAUUCUAAUAAAGCUCUUUUUUGUACA